AUUUGGGGCAAUCCUAGGAACAAUCCUUGGUUGUGUUUUUGGAAUCAUCACUUGGAUUUCUGUCACAAAAAUUGAGUAUGGUAGGGUGAAUUUGGACACAACGGGUCGGAAUGCGCCUAUGCUUGCUGGCAACCUAGUAUCCACCCUUACAGGUGGAUCUGUUCAUGCUGUCUGCAGCCUUCUCCGGCCACAGAACUAUGACUGGGACACAACAAAGCAGAUUACUAUGGUGGAAAAGGACAAGGCUGACCUCCCUGCAGGAGAAUUCGGGGAGGAAAAGCUGAGGAAAGCUAGAACAUGGAUUAUAAAAUGGGGUCUUGGGUUUACAAUCUUGAUUGUAAUAUUAUGGCCUCUUCUUACCCUUCCUGCAGGGGAGUUCAAUUUGGGGUAUUUCACUUUCUGGACUGUUAUUGCUGUAGCUUGGGGAACCGUUGGAUCAGCGGUGAUUAUUGCUUUACCGUUGGUUGAAAGCUGGGAGAUAAUAAGGAAUGUCUGUCUGGGUAUGAUCACAAAGGACAGGCUCAUGGAAAAGGUUGAGGAGCUAAAUUUCAAGCUCAACAGUAUCAUUCUAGCAAUCCCCGAAGCAGAGAGGGUGUACUUGCUUGAGAAAGAAAAGAAGAAAGAAGAAGCAUCAGAGCGACAAGCAUAGUCUGUUUCUCCAUGGAUGGAUGAAGAAAGUUACAAUUCCAUAAUCAGUCAAGAAGCCAGCAAAUACAGUACUUAAUUGAAAAUGCAAGGAUCCAAGUUCGUCUCUGUUCCUUCACUUAAAAAACUACAUACAUCAUUUUAAGUUGCAAUUUGAAUAAAUACAAAUUUGUGAUUCUGGAGCAAUUAAUUGCCGUAAUCACU
Molecule: messenger RNA, 849 nt
Organism: Rubroshorea leprosula
Lineage: Eukaryota; Viridiplantae; Streptophyta; Magnoliopsida; Malvales; Dipterocarpaceae
Source: the annotation of a GenBank genome assembly